Molecule: messenger RNA, 1470 nt
Organism: Anastrepha ludens (Mexican fruit fly)
Lineage: Eukaryota; Metazoa; Arthropoda; Insecta; Diptera; Tephritidae
Product: inactive rhomboid protein 1-like
Exons: 5
Coding region: 49-912 (287 amino acids)
Biological process (GO): regulation of protein secretion; regulation of epidermal growth factor receptor signaling pathway
Cellular component (GO): endoplasmic reticulum membrane
Molecular function (GO): serine-type endopeptidase activity
Source: RefSeq, a predicted model, not a curated record
AUAUAAUAUUAAUCAUUCCAGAUAUCCUGCUUAAAUAACGUGUGCGGUAUGCUCCCGUUCCUUUCUGUUGAGGUGCCUGACCAAUUUUAUCGUCUAUUCACGUCGCUUUGUUUGCAUGCCGGUAUACUUCAUCUGGCCAUUACAAUCGCUUUUCAACACAUUUUUCUAGCCGACCUGGAACGUUUAAUCGGGCCAAUUCGAACCGCUAUUGUAUACAUUGGUUCCGGUUUGGCAGGCAACUUGACCAGCGCUGUAUUAGUGCCAUACAAGCCAGAGGUUGGACCAUUCGCAUCAUUGUCUGGGGUGGUUGCCUCACUGGUUGUUCUGCUUAUACUAACUCACUGGAAACAAAUGCGCAAACCUCAUAUAGCUCUAUUCAAACUGAUAUGCACAGCAGCACUCCUUUUCGGAAUUGGUACACUUCCGUGGCAAUUGAACUUUGCAGGCCUGUUGGCAGGUACAUUUUGCGGGAUCUUCUUAACUAUCGCAUUGGUGCCGUUUGUCACCAUCACCAAAUACGGACGAAAAGCAAAGAUAAAUCUUAUCUGGUCCUGCAUCCUGUUCCAUUUUUUCAUAUAUUCGGUAUUAUUAGUGACAUUCUACGUAUUUCCGACGGAAUUAACCUCUCUAAAUGUGGAGGAAGUUUUCGGUACUAAUUUCAAUUCGAAUUCGGGUGGCAGCAAUAUGGCCGACCGUCCUAGUUUUGGUGUCAGCGUUGGAGGAAUUGACCUCAGUAGUAGCCAUUUAGUCGGCGGCAGUGAUAUACCGUGUAUUGUCACCAACGAGAAUGACCGAAGUGCCGAUGGCGGUAGUAAAGAUAAUCAAUAUGAAUCGGUGCAGCAACAGCAACAAUAUUACUAUCGCCGUCGCUCAAGUGAUAUAUUAACAAAAGGAGCGCAAUGCUUUCCUUGACCAAUUCUAUAUGGAAAUGAAUGCGUUUGCAAACGAUGUUUUCGGCUAUGAACAAAUGUUGGAAUCGAAUGAAAAAGGAAAGAAACGCGAAAUGAUAAAAAAAAUUCUUGGAAAAUUUAAAAUGAAUGGUGCUUCAUUGGAAAAAUUCAAAGAAGUAUACCACACAACAACUCAUUCCAACUCUGAUUUUGAAAUCCUGUUGGAAUUGGUGAUCGAUAAUUGUGUCACUAUAAUGGUCAAUGGAAAUUUGCGUGUAUCAGACCCUGCAUAUUAUUUACCAUAUCAACUUUUUAUGGAACAUAUGGACCAAAUGAACACAAAAAAAUAAUUUAGUUUUGUUUUGAUUUUUUGCAACAUUUUGGUUUUCAGUUAAUACAAUAAAAACAAUACUAUUUUUUCGUGAACACAAGUGAACACAAAAUUCUAAAUUUAUUACGUUGUUUGUUUAGUAUUUUUUUAGAAAACAAGUAAAUUUUUUGGUUUUGAGGAAAUUUGUUUAUUGUUGCUAUUUGUGAAGGCGUAGAUAUUUGUAAGUAUUUGACUAUAAUCCUAAAAGUU